UGGGCCCCGUCUCGCAUAUAGCAAUAUAGCUUUGUCGAACGUCAGCGCGCGCAAAGGGAGCCGGGAACCAGCUUAGGGUGUGCGCUCGAUCGCUUCAGGUCGCCGUCCACCAUGUCGCAACAUUUUGAAGGCGUGCAACGUGUGCCUUGACUUCAUGCGCCACAGCACGGUGAAGUGAGGAGGUGAACUUGUGAUGGCCAGUAGAGAUGAAGACAGUGGACACCAUCUGGUCAUGGCCACUUCCAGUGAGCCAUCUGAAGGUCACAUGGAAACUUCCAAUGAGUUUUCUGAAUUUCGCGUUGCUACUUCUGGUGAGUCAUCUGAAGGUCACAUGGCCGCUUCCAGAGAGCAGUCUGAAAGUCACAUGGACAUGUUAGCUUUGAGAGGUGACUUGCCAGUUCCUGAUAUUGACAUAUCCAGUUCAGACGAACAUGAAGGUCUCUUGGUACCCGCAGGUUCAGCUGAGCACAGGGAGGUCCUUGAGCUGGAGAGCAAAGCAAUCACACUAAGUACAGAUGAACAUCCUUCAGGGAACGCCCAAGCUGCCAACAUGAUCAACAUCGUCACUGGAGGGGCAGGACAAGGAACACUGGGGAGAGAUACCCUUGAUUUACGCACAGAUGAAGCAAGGAAGAUUUUUGCUCCAACUGAAGCCUACAGAAAAGUGAAACAGAAGUUGAAGGAAUUUGGUCAUGUGACUAUCUGUGGCGCUUCAGGAGAAGGCAAGACAACAAUGGCUCUGGUGUUGGGUUCACAGUAUAGACAAAAGAGGUACGAAGUCGUGUUUGUCGACAGCCUUAAGAAGUUUGACUUUGACCGAUGUCUUAAUACUUACUCAAGAGUAUUUCUGAUUGUAGACGAUUUGUUUGGUACAGUUGGAGUAUCUGCUAAUACUUCACAGGUUAAAAACUUUCUGAACAAUCUUCUCCCCCAUUUAGAACAAAAGCAGAGAGCAGAAGAGAAACGGUCGGAAUUUAGUGAAAACAGUGAUGCUGGUGAAAAAUUCAGAAACAAAGUGCAAAGUUUAACAGAAUCUCAAACAAAGGACAUUCAUGUUGUCUUCACAUCAAAAUCUUACAAUUUCCAUGAUGGACUUGCAAAACUGCAGUAUGAGGGUUUCAAAUUGUUCAAGGGUCAGACAGUAGUGGACUUAACAAAACAAGAACAAUACAGGCUUUCUGACAAAGAGAAGAAAUCAAUAUUUGAACGGCAUAGGCAUCCUCUUGGUGACUGCUCUGUGCAACAUAUUCCAGAUUACAAUGAGCUGGAAAUCUGUUCCAACAUCUUUGGAUUUCCUCUCAUUUGUAAACUUUGUUGUGAACUUUCCCCUUUCUUUAAAAAUGCAAAAUCAUUUGUCAAGGAACCACUCUUUUAUCUCAGGUUAGAACUGAAGCAGUUACUUGAAGACAGAAAUGAUAGAGCUGCCAUAUUGGUUCUGAUGCUGCUGUGUGAAGACAAAUUGAACCUGACCACGUUAGACAGUGGAGAUGAAGACAAGGAUAUGGACAGGAUGGUCAAAACUGUUCAAGACCUGAUGCCAAAUACUACACGUUCAGGCAUGUACAAAGCCGCUAAAAGUUUUAGAGGUACAUUCUUCACAAGAGGAGACACUGUUGGCUUUGCCCAUUCUUCAGUCUAUGAUGCUUGUGCCUGUGCCUUGUUCAAUAUCAGUCCAGUCUUUGUUUUGAAGAACUGUAAUGAUGACUUCCUGUUUGAGAGAGUACAAGGUGAAAAAGUUGAAGAAACAACAGUUGAUGACCAUCUCCAUCUGAUAUAUGUCUCAGAUAAUUAUGAUGACAUACUUACCACAAGGUUUGCACAUUCUAUUAAACAAGGAAAGUUUUCUCAAUCAGUGACACAUCCUGUUCUCAAACGAGACACAACAGCUUUUAAACUGCUCAACAAACUUCAGUGUGAUGGGACAAGGCAGCACCAUCCGCAUAAUCAAACUGAUUCUAAAGAUGAACUUUGGUUUCACAGGAGAGAGAAAAGGAAAAUGUCUUCUGUACUAAAAGGGCAAGUUCUUGGACAUAAUGCACAUCUAGCUACAGAUAUAGAACACACAACUGAGAAGAGAUUCUCUCAAAGAGGCGAUCAGUCAAGGCUGCUGAAAAUGGCAGCUCUGAUAUUCUAG
This is a messenger RNA of Haliotis rubra (blacklip abalone), 2134 nucleotides long. RefSeq lists its product as uncharacterized. The transcript has 5 exons. The record is from RefSeq and is a predicted model, not a curated record. NCBI's taxonomy places the organism in Eukaryota, Metazoa, Mollusca, Gastropoda, Lepetellida, Haliotidae. Bases 194 to 2134 code for a protein of 646 amino acids.